Molecule: messenger RNA, 1173 nt
Organism: Hansenula ciferrii
Lineage: Eukaryota; Fungi; Ascomycota; Saccharomycetes; Phaffomycetales; Wickerhamomycetaceae
Exons: 1
Coding region: 1-1173 (390 amino acids)
Source: RefSeq, a predicted model, not a curated record
AUGUCAUCAUCUAAUAUCAAUAAUGAUAAUCAAAAUUCAAAUAAUAAUUUAAAUAAUUAUAUCAUUAGGAAUCUAGAUGUCUUGAAUGAUGAUCUAAAUUCAAUUAAUCAAAAUUAUAUUGAUCCUUCAAUUGCAAAUGAUUAUAAUAAAGAUACACAGAAUAAUGAUAAUAAUAAUGAUACAGUACAGAAUAAUAAUGAGAAUAAUGAUGAUGAUGAUGAUAUAAAUCAAUUGAUCCCUCCAUUACCACCAGGUUCAGAUCCUAAAAAAAUGUGUCCAUUUUGUCAAAGAACUUUUUCUCAUCCGGGUUCAAUGGGUCGUCAUCUUGAUUUGAAAAAAGGUAGUGAUGGACAUCCAUUAGAUUUAAUUAAUAAAUUAAGAUCUGAUGUUAAAAGACGUGGUGAUUUAGUUAAAAUACGUGAAAGAAGGAAAAUUAGAGCUAAAAAAUAUAAUUCAAGAUUAGAUGUUAAGGAAAGAUCAAAAUUUAAAAGAAAAAUUAGAGAUCGUUUACAGAAAGGUAAAAAAAUUGGUAUAAAUAAAUUUUUAUUAAAUUUAAAUAAACCUAAAUUAUCAUCAUUUGAUAAUCAAAGUUUACCAAGUUUCCCUAGAUUAGUACUUUAUUUCUUACCACCAAUUCAAUGGCCUCAAGAACCACCAACUUUAGAAACUUAUAGAAUUCUUUGUGAAUUUUUAAAUGUAAAAUUCUUGAAUAAUGAAAAUUUAUCAAAUGAAUCAAUUGAAUUAAACUCAACAAUUUAUGAUGAUUUAAUGGAAAAAGUUCAUUUAGCUUCGGAAAAUUGGUUAACUUUAUCUGAAUUAUCUAAAGAACAAUUAUGGUUAAAAGAAAUUAGAAAAUGUGCAGAAGAUUCUUUAACAAAUAUAUCUUUAUUUGAUUUAGCUAAUAGAGAUCAAUGGAUUUUAGAUUAUGCUAAAAAAACUAUCCAAAUGGAGGAUUAUAAAGGUGAAGGAGAUGAUAAUGAAAGUGAAGGAGGUGAAGAUGAAGGAGAAGAUGGAAGUGAAAGUGAUGAUCAAAUUAAUGUCAAUGAAACAAGUCAUGGGAACCAUCAAGAUGAUUUAAUGAAUGAAAGAAGAAAUGUUGGAACGAAUUUUUAUAAUCAUGAUGAUUUAACUGCUGUUGCUGAAGCUGUUAUAAAUAAUCAUCAAGGUGCAUAA